AUGUCCAUUUCGUCUUGUUGUUCAGUUGGCAUGAGUCGAGCAAUCAUAUCAGACCAUGUGUCCACCAGUACUUGGGCCCGACCAGCGGCUUCUCUAAGUUGGACAACAUCUGCCUCUAAACGAUCGUCUUCAUCCACAGUGGUGUCAGUGGCAUUCAGCACGGUGAGAACUGCACGGCCUUUUACUUUAAGCGUUGCCAAAACGGUGGCCAGUUGUAACCGGAUGACUGCUGACAUUGUGACGGCUGUUGUUCAGCUCAAUUCACAAAGAGUAGUUGUAGUUGUGGUGGCUGUUGUUCAGCUCAACCAAAAAGGAACGGAUAGUUGA
Messenger RNA from Meloidogyne enterolobii, 327 nucleotides. The record is from the annotation of a GenBank genome assembly. NCBI's taxonomy places the organism in Eukaryota, Metazoa, Nematoda, Chromadorea, Rhabditida, Meloidogynidae.